Molecule: messenger RNA, 6023 nt
Organism: Cuscuta europaea
Lineage: Eukaryota; Viridiplantae; Streptophyta; Magnoliopsida; Solanales; Convolvulaceae
Source: the annotation of a GenBank genome assembly
AUUGGAAUGGUCUAAAGAGGAGAAAUAAGAAGGUAGGGGGAGAGAGGGGGUGCAACAAGAAUGAAGAGAAUGAAGAGGAUGGUAAGGGAAAAGGGCGGAUGGCAAAAAGUAAAACGAGGAUGGUAAAAAAAGUUACACUGUAGUGAUCUCUUACAUGUCAUCGUCACUUGAGGCUUCUUCCUUCAUAACCAACCUCCUCCCUGUCCUUGCUCAAAGGGGCACAACGGUCAAAUUCCUCAGAAAAGCGCAGGAGCUUCAUGGCCUCAUUCUCACCUCCACUCCCACGGCUUCCAAAUCUCCGUAUGCAUUCAACAACAUCCUUUCCAUGUAUGUGAGAUGCGGAUCGCUUUCGGAUGCUAGAAAGGUGUUUGAUUGUAUGCCACAAAGAAACGUAGUCACAUAUAACGCCCUGGUGUCUGCACAUUCUUCUAGUCCUCGUCUGGGUGUCUUCUGUUUCCAACUAUUGACACGGAUGCAAGAGGAGAGACUCACCCCCAAUGCCUCAACCUUUACGAGCCUAUUAAAGGCAUCAUCUACCAUAAAAAACUGGAUUCUGGGUUGCAUGAUACACGCCCAGUGUUUGAAGUUUAAUUACCUGAUGAAUGUUCAUGUCCAGACAUCUCUGCUGGGGAUGUACUCGAACUGUGGCGAUUUGGUCCAUGCAAACAAAGUCUUUAGCUAUAUGGUUCAAGCAGAUUCAUUUGCUUGGGAUUCUUUAAUUUUCGGGCACAUUGGAAAUGGUGAUAUCAUAGAAUGUUUCCAACUUUUCAAAACCAUGCUGAGAACUGCAGUUAUUCCCACACAUUUUACCUUCUCUAUGUUAUUGAAUGCAUGUAGCAGGUUGAGAGAUUAUCGCACAGGGAAACUUCUUCAUGCUCAGUUGAUCCUAUCUGGGGUAUGUGCUGAUCUACCUUUACACAAUGCUCUUCUUGAUAUGUAUUGUAAUUGUGGUGACGUGAUAACAGCAUUGGAUGUUUUUAAAAAGAUUGACAAUCCAGAUUCAGUGUCUUGGAACUCAAUGAUAUCUGGAUAUGCAGAGAACAGAGACGGAGAGAGUGCAAUGAGAAUGUUUGUCCAGUUUGCACAAAGAUCUCUAAGCCCACCGGAUGGAUAUACUUUUGCAUCUAUUAUUUCUGCCACAUGUGCAUUUCAGGCGGAGUAUUAUGGGAAACCCCUUCAUGCCCAAGUUGAGAAGGCAGGACUUGGGAGUAAUGUCUAUAUUGUGAGCACAUUGUUAACCUUGUACUUUAACAACAAUGAAGCUGAUUCAGCACAAAAGAUAUUCUCUUCAGUUUCAGAGAAAGAUAUAGUUCUCUGGACUGACAUGAUAGUUGGCCAUUGUAGAAUCGGUGACACCGAUGGAUCUCUCAGAUUAUUCCAUGGAAUGUUCCAGAACGGUCUAGAGAUUGAUAAAUUCACUCUUAGCGCAAUUCUCAACACUUGUGCGGAAGGAGCAACUCUUAGACAAGGAGAGAUGGUGCAUUGCCUUGUGAUGAAGAAAGGGUGUGGUUCUGAAAUGAGUAUUUGUGGGAAUCUUGUGGAUAUGUAUGCCAAAAAUGGAGACCUCAAAUCUUCAAAAGUUGUGUUUUCACUUACAAAUAAACCAGAUUUAAAAUGUUGGAAUGCAAUGUUGGGAGGGUAUGGAUAUCAUGGGCAGCCUGAACAUGCAUUCGGGACUUUCAAUGAGAUUAUAAACAAUGGUCUAGAACCAGAUGAGGUAACAUUUUUGUCUUUGCUCACCUCUUGUAGCCAUUGUGGUUUGUUCAUCAAGGCGAAGCACUUAUGGAACUGCAUGAAAGAAAAAGGGAUAAAACCGGGACCCAAACACUACUCCUGCAUGAUUGCAUUGUUGAGUCGGGCGGGGUUGCUAGAGGAGGCAGAAGAGUUCAUUAUUGAAGAACUUCCGGUUGGUGAUUAUCAUCAUCUUAAAGCAUGGAGGAUUCUUCUGAGCUAUUGUGUUCGCUAUGGAGAUUUAAUAGUAGGGAUUCGGGCAUCCAGACAUGUGUUGGAUUUGGAUGCUACGGACAGUGCAACAAACAUAUUAGUUUCAAAUUUUUAUGCUGCUGUGGGAAGAUGGGACGGUGUCAGAGAGAUGAGGAGAAAGAUAAAAGAGACGGUGAUUGAGAAAGAUCCGGGUUUUAGUUGGUUAGAGGGAAUGAAGAACAAGACAUGUGUAUUUUCUUCUUUAGAUCUGUCGCACCCACAGAGUGGAAUAAUGGAAGCUAUGUUGCACGGGUUGCUGGAAACAAUGACACAUUCAGAAGUUGGUGAAUUUGACCUUACAGGUUCUUAAGAAAGAGCUUAAUUUAAUUUUUUCUCAUUCAACUACCAUGUGGUGUGUGCAUGUUUCAUUCAUUAGAUAUAGAUGUACUGUGACAUAUGGCAUGUUUGGUUAAACUUAUUUGGCUGAAAUAAUUGAGUCUUUUAGUUUUCUGAAAGUAAAAGACCUGCUUAAAGCGGUUUCAGCCAAAUAAGCAAGUCACAUGUUACUUUUUCUUAAUAUUAUUAUUUGCUGAUUAUGCUAAUAAUCAGAAGAAGCCAAUACAUGCUACCAAACAGGGCAAUAAUCAGUUGGACAGCAAUGGCACCUUCAAAAGCUCAUGAUUUUAAAAUGCAAAAGAAAAAAUGAUAGAGGCCAAUGGGUUAUUGGCAUUUUGACGUCACUGCCAACUGAGGCCCUCUACCGUGGACUACAUUGUACAGUGAGAAGAGGUUUUGACUAAUGGGGAUAGUAUCUCAAAGUUUUUGAGAUUCAGAGUUGCAUGCGCCUUGAUCCCAACUGUUCCGGUAUCUUUCUUAUUCUGCUCCCCAUUUUCUCCUAUUGACUAUUGUUUCUUUUGUUUUUGUUUUUUAUAUUUUUUUAGGCUAAUGCAAUGAAUAUAAGGAUAGAAUGAUUUUUAUUAUUAAUAAUAAUAGAAAAACUAUGCUUUAAUGAUACCAACUAUCAUGCAUCAACCAAUAGUAAUGCAUAUAACAGAAGUAACCAUUUAAUAACUAACUACUUAAAUACUACGUAUAUAUGUAGUAACAAAAAGUAUAUGAAGCCACAUUUUGACUACAAUUUCGAUUUGAGUUAUUAUAUUAUUAGUUAAAAUGUUACUCCCUCGGUCCAAUUUUACAUGUUCUACUUUACUUUUUGGGUUGUCCCAAAGUAAGUAUGACAUUUCCCUGAAAAUAAAUAUGUGGUCUACAACAUUUCACUUUGUUAUACUCAAAUCUCAACCAUAACUUUAAAUUAUUCAAUCACUUUAUUAAAAAUUGUGCCAAGCCAAAGUAGGACACAUAAAAUGGGACAGAGGUAGUAUUAUUGGUUAAAAAAUGGAUUAACAAGCUUUCUAUAUAUAAAACUUUGAAAAGAUAUAUACAUUUGAAUUUGUAGUACCAGUGUUAUUUAUUAUUAUUAUUAUUGACAGGUGAACAAGUUAGUAGUUCUAUUAUUUAAAGUUAGGGAAAACUGUCGAAUGAGUCCAUCUACUUUUAUAAAAAAGUCAAUUAAGUCCAACGUACUUUAAAAUGAAUCAAUUUGGUCCACACAGAGUUAAAAAAUAGUCAAAUCAGCAUUUUAACCAAUUAUCAACCGGUAAACCGGUUGCAUAGCUACGUGGAUGUCCGCUUGGAUUUUUUUACUGUUCUCUAUUUUUUUUUUCCUUUUUCACUUUCUCUUCCUUUCUUCUUUUUUAUUUUCCUUUUACGUUCUUCUUCAUUCUCCCUGCUAGAGAAUGAAUCUCGUUUUCUUUGCUUAGUUCAAGCCUCCACUGCCAACCCUCUGACCAUUUCCCUUUGCACUGUCCUUACCCAAUUUCCGCUACCCUUAUAUACUCCGUAUAUCCAUAUCCACCGCCCCCAUAGAAACCGCCGUCACCCUCUUUCUCCUCUCGCACCACCGUGAGAAGCUGAUGCCGGAGUUCCACCGUAGCUACUCAAAGAUGUUAGAUGCUCGGGAGUCUGGAGAAAGAAGUCGCCACUUUCAAUUUCUUUUCCCAUUCACUCUACGCCGUCAAUUCUGCCCCGAUGAAGCUUGGACGGUUGGACCAGACGCGCCGAGGCUCAUCGAAAAAUAGGUCUGAUGUAGUGACAUAUUGUUCAAUAUUUAUCAACACGAUCCUCAGGUUAGUGGCUAAGAUCCGAUCUAGUCUCGGAGCAAAACGGUCUGAACUUGAAGGGGGGAAAUGAGUACGGCUACCGGAAAUGAGUGGUGGCAAUGAAGGCCGCGCGGCGUUGGUCGUUCCAAUGGGAGGAGGCGCAGGCGGCAAAAAUGGAGUGAUUGGAAGAAAGUGGCAGAAGGUUCAGUGCAAGCAUGAAAGAAAGAAGCGGACGAGAGCAGGGGAGAGUGGACAAGGAAGAAGGAAGGAAGAAGAGAGAAAGAGAAAAGGGGGAGGGAGAAAAAGAAGAGAGAAAAAAAAGGGAAAAAAAGAAAAAAAAUAGAAAAUUAUAAAAAAUGCCAGCUAGUACAUCCACGUAGGCAGUUGACUGGGUAACCGGUUGGUUACCCGUUAAAUAGCUAAUUUGGUUGUUUUUUGAGACUUUGCGAACCUAAUUGAUUCGAUAAAAAGUAUUUGGACUCAAUUGACUUUUUACUAAAUGUACGUGUACCUAUUUGACAUUUUUCCUUUAAAGUUAUGUUUCUUUAAUAAAGUAUUUAAACGUUUAUAUUCAGUAGACAUCUAGAAAUGUUGUUUUUUAAUACGUGACUUGAACUAUAAUGUCCGAAGUCUAAAAGAUUAUAUUGCGUCUAGUACUUGACAAACUAAAAAUUAUUUCACAAUUUCUACAGAAAAGUCUUAACUUGUAAACUUAUAUUGACUAACAAUAUGGUCAGAAAAGUGUGUCCCGUUCAAGGUUCACAUUAAACCGAUGACACACUUUUUAGUUAAUAAUUAAAUAAGGUAAUUUGAAUAUAGUUUCAGCAUAAAUUUGACGGGUGUAUAAUAUAAUAGGUAAUUGAUGAUAAUCGUGUUGUUUGGGUUGUAAUAAUUUCAAUACCGUACUAUAUGAUUUUAAUAUGUGAAGAUAAAUACUUUGUAUGUCACUUAGGGUGUGUUUGGGAGUUGGGUUUUGGAGGGGGAAGGUUAAUGAGGGUUUAUGAUCCUUCUUUUCAUGUUUGGGAGUUCAAAAAAUCGGAGGGGAUGAUUUUGGAGGGCUUUUGUAACCCUUUAAAACCCUUCAAAUGCCUAAUUUUUAAUUUCCCUCAAUUUGGAUGGUUUUGGAGGGUAAUUAACAAAAUGACAAUUUAAGCUAAAUUAAAAAUGAAUAUCAGCUCAAUGAUUUGAAUUCGUCAUAUCUCAAAGUGAUUUUAAUUAUAAUUUCAUCAAAAACCUUCCCCCUUUCAAUUUUGUUACUCCCAAAUACAAAGAAGAGCUUCCUCAUCCUCCCCUCCCUUUCCCCUCCAACAACAUACCUCCAAAGCUCUCCCCUCCCCUUCCCUCCAAACUCUCAAACAUACCCUUAGACGUCGGGAUUAGAAAACUUGGAAGUGUUGCAGUCAUUUGGCAUUCCUGCACCAAGUUCCCCACUAAAAACGGAGUGUGAAUGGUUCAGAUUCACUAGCAAACAACAUGAUCAUGUUAUCGAGAGGUCGUACGAAAGAUUAGCGUCCGGGACCUAAGGGUGUCCUGGGUCGGAGCGUGAAGAAGAACCAUCCUAGUAAGUGGGAUAAAAACAUCCAGAAUUGGAAGUGAGCCAGAGGGCCAAUUUACCUAUCACGGCUCAAGAAUAUCCUCACGAAUAAUAGUUUACAUUCAACAUUAUUAUGGGCUUCAGUAAUGAUUUGGUUUAAUGCAAAUAUGCAAUCAUUUUGAUUGUUUGUAGUUCUCAAAAGUGAUGGAUAUUUUGUUGGAUCCCUCCCCUCAAUGCGUCUAGUAGUGCAAUAAUGCAGGCUUCUGGUUCUUUUAAAAAAUGUGACUUUGUUUUAUGUUUUGAAACUCUGAACAAAUGUAUUACUCAUGAAAGAAUGUACUUGGAAACUAAAUAAAUUAGUCAUAUUGAUUUCAUAAAUAUAAAUAAUGAAGGGUAAUACUUUUGGG